This is a messenger RNA of Anopheles darlingi, 834 nucleotides long. Its product is annotated as tubulin polyglutamylase complex subunit 2. The transcript is spliced from 3 exons. The record is from RefSeq and is a predicted model, not a curated record. Gene Ontology annotation, biological process: protein polyglutamylation. Lineage: Eukaryota; Metazoa; Arthropoda; Insecta; Diptera; Culicidae. The coding region runs from base 1 to 834 and encodes 277 amino acids.
AUGGCUGGACUUAAAAUCGGCGACACUGAAGACAUGUUCUACGAGAACCUCUCUCUUGGUUUGGCAAAAGUUUUGAACAAUAUUCCACGCAUUACGAAUGUGACUCUCGAGAAACGGCUUCCGUGCGAAAAGGCACAAGUCACGGCCUGGGAGUCAAGGCAUAACGUGUACCUGCCGGAUGAUAUGAAACGGUUUUACCUCUCCACCGAUGGCUUCAACUUCUACUGGAGCUAUCAGUAUUCGCCGAACGACGUACGGCGCGUGGGUCACAUUCACUUUCCCCAUCUUAUCCAGAUAACGCUAGUGCGUGAUAACAUCGACACCAUCCUGAGCGUGAGCCCGAACACAUCCUUAACGGCACCGCCAAUCAUCCGCCAAUCGAACUACGUUGAUCUCAAUUCCGGUCAUCUGGAUCAUCUGAAUCUGAACUCGAGGAGCAAAAUUUUCGAACUCAGCACGAUAGCCAACCUGGCCAAGGUGUGCCUCGUGUACGAGACACCGGAAACAUCGACGCCAAAGAUUUUUCUCCUCGAAACCAACUCACUCCGUUGGCAGUUUUUGGCGGAGUCCUUCACGGAGUACCUGCGUAUGAGCAUUGCCCACCUUGGGCUGCCGUACUGGGAGCUAUGUUUCUCUAGCUGUGGACUUCCGGCAUGGACGGAACAGCUGUUUCUGCUACUCGCGCCGCAUCUCCUAGAACGGAACGACUGCCGGCGGCUCAAGAACAUUGUCUGCAUCAACGAGAAUCCACCAUACAACGUGCUGGAUCCGGCCGUUUUUCGGACUAAAUUACGUUGCUCGCGCCAGACCCAGAAAAUGCGUCUAAAUAACUAG